Messenger RNA from Mustela erminea (ermine), 2755 nucleotides. RefSeq names its product spindle and kinetochore associated complex subunit 3 (gene SKA3). Gene Ontology annotation, biological process: mitotic cell cycle; chromosome segregation. The transcript has 9 exons. The coding region runs from base 93 to 1334 and encodes 413 amino acids. The record is from RefSeq and is a predicted model, not a curated record. Gene Ontology annotation, cellular component: spindle microtubule; outer kinetochore. NCBI's taxonomy places the organism in Eukaryota, Metazoa, Chordata, Mammalia, Carnivora, Mustelidae.
CUUCCGGCGCAAAGAGAUUCAAACUAGUGGCGGGCGCGAGCGGAGCGGUGGGAUCUUCCGGCGUCUAGUGUCCCGCGGGGGAGUCCUUACCCAUGGAUCUGAUCCGAAGCUUCCACGCGAAGCUACGGUCGCUGGCCAUCACACUAGACAGCGAGACGGCUCGGCUGCAGCGAGCACUGGACGGGGAGGAGAGCGACUGUGAAGAUUAUCCAAUGAGAAUUUUAUAUGACCUUCAUUCAGAAGUCCAGACUCUAAAGGAUGAUGUCAGUAUUCUUCUUGAUCAAGCAAGUUUGGAAAGUCAAGAAAGCAUUGGUUUCAUAAAGGCAACAAAAGUAUUGAUGAAAAAAAAUUCAGUGGAUAUCAUGAAAAUAAGAGAGUUUUUCCAGAAGUAUGGAUAUAAUCCACGUGCCAAGAAAGAUUCAGUGGAUGAACAAGAAAUCAUUGAUUCUGAAUCAGAGUCCACUAAGCAUGAAAAUUUUCAAAUGCCUGAUGUGAAGGACAGUCUAUCUGAUCCUGCUAUUCCGAGGACUUCUGGUUCUGAGAAGUCUCCACGGAGUCCGCAACUUUCCGAUUUUGGACUUGAACGGUACAUGAUAUCCCAAGUUCCACCAAACCCUCCACAGGCAGUAAAUGACCAUGAGGAAGAGCCAGAAAAUUUAACUCCAUCUUCUAAACAGUCACUAGUUAAAGUACUAAAAACUCCAAAAUGUGCUCUGAAGAUGGAUGAUUUUGAGUGUGUAACUCCUAAAUUAGAACACUUCGGUAUCUCUGACUAUACUGCCUGUUUAAAUGAAGAUUACACAAUGGGACUUAAAAAUAUGAAGGAGAAUAAAAGGGAAGAGGCCACAGAACCAGAACCAAUGACCAGUGAUAAUUUCUUUGUCACUCCUGGCCUCCAGCAGUUGAAAAAAAAUGAUGCUGACUGUGCAGAUUCUCCCUUAGCACCUACAUUCUGCACUCCUGGUUUGAAAAUUCCUCCUACAAAGAACAAUAUAGCUCUGGGGGGCACAGAUUAUCCAUUACCAAAAACAAAUAUUUCAUCAAAUGAUUUGGAAAUGAAAGACUGUACAUCAUUAGUUUUAAAUUCAGACAAGUGUUUUGAGAGUUUUGCGGAUCCCUCUUCUCCUGUAAUUUCUUCUUAUGAGAAUCUGCUGAGAACACCUACACCUCCAGAAGUAACUACCAUUCCAGAAGAUAUUCUUCAGAUUUUAUCAAAAUACAACUCAAACCUAACAACUCCAGUAGCAGUGAAAGCCAUGCCACCCAGCAAAGGGCUCCCCACUAAACAUGAAGGACCAAACAUCCGAGGUGUUGGCAACAAAGAAAACUGGUGAAGAGCUUGUUAACCCUGGAAUUCAGACUUCACAAGCAGGUUGGAUGACAUCAUUGGGAAUCUAUACCCAGUUAUUUUAUUAUUUUUAAAGUAUAUAGCCACAAUAUUCUAACAUUUUAUUGGUGUCUAUAAAUUAUGCUUGAUUUUUUAAAAAAAUUGCAUCUUUUUGCAAAAGUUCUAAUGGACCCACCCACAAUAGAAACUGAACAGAAAAUUGGAAGCAGAUCGGGACUUUGUUGCUCACAUCGCCUUACAUUUUCCCCUUCUUAAAAACCAACCCAUAUUAAAGAUGAUCAUGGACACUGGUGUGAUAACAUGGUUUGUUUUGUUUUUGUUUUUUAAGUAGGCUCCAUGCCCGGUGUGGGGCUUGAACUCACAACCCUGAGAACAAGAGCAGCAUACUCUACUGCCUGAGCCAGUCAGGCGCCCCUGUCAUAAUGUUUUUUAUUGAGAUCUGCUUUAGUUUAACCUUGGUCUUAAUCAGUUAUUCACUUUUCAAAGAUCAUUAGUAUUUCACUGAUUUCACAUUUACACUGCCUAAUCUGACAGAAUGGCUGAGUAAUAUCAGGAAGCAGGGCAAAUAAUUGAAAAAUUUAAAAUGUUUGUUACUUGAGCGGGGCCACCCUGAUCUUAUGGUGAGGUGGUGUUGCUGUUGGCUGGAGCUGGGCUUCCUCCCUGAUUCUGGCUCAGCCCUUGUCCUGUCUCCUCUCACAACUGCCCCCAGAGCCUUUCACACCAUUUAUUUCAGCAGUGCUUUUAAGACUCUCUGUCCACAAACGACAGCUCAAAUAACUUGAGGAAAAGGGAGGAAUUUGCAGGUCUGGACAACUGUAUAGCAGGUCUCAGAGAGUUGGAAACAGACUCACCCGUCAGGAUGUGUUUUUUUUUGUUUUUACUCCCAGCUAUUUACUUCGGGUCAGUUUUAUCCUCUCUGAUCAGCUCUUCCCGUCACGUCUGCUGACCUCUCCAAGCGCCCUCUCGUUUGGCUACCCAGCAGCCUUAAGCCUCUAUCUGGAAGGUUCUGAUGACUCUUCCUGGGCUGGGUGCCCUCCUGUGGCUUGUUACCUGAGAGCCCAGGAGGCGGGAGACCUUUGCCUCUCGAGCUCUUUGAUAGCUUCAGGCUGCCCUGUCCAUUGAGCCCAGGAUCCUUCCCAUUUAAGUAUAAGCAGGAAGUAGUUCAAAGUUCAUGCAAGUAUUAUUGGCAAACUCCAGAUUACAGCCAAAGAGAAAAUAAGGACCUGGUCUAUUGCAGAGAGCAGUUAAAAUGUUGAAAAGAAACAGUUUGCAAGUAUUGUGACAAGGUGCUUCAAAGGCUUAGGUUUGGGAAAUCUAUUGCAGUGAAGACUACCCUCUUUUGGGAUGCCUGGAUGGCUUUUGGUUAGGGGUCGGCCUUCAGCUCAGGUCAUGAUCCCAGAGUCCUGG